Messenger RNA from Apiotrichum porosum, 4956 nucleotides. RefSeq lists its product as uncharacterized. Lineage: Eukaryota; Fungi; Basidiomycota; Tremellomycetes; Trichosporonales; Trichosporonaceae. The record is from RefSeq and is a predicted model, not a curated record. The coding region runs from base 1 to 4956 and encodes 1651 amino acids. The transcript has 2 exons.
AUGUCAACAGCCGACCCGAACGGGCCCAGAGUCCUCCUCCCAGCAGUCCUCCCACCAGUCCUGGACGCGCUGCCCGCAGGCACACUCCACCACUACCCACAGCGACUUGGGUCUUCGAGUUCUGGUUCCAAUCUUCCAUCUCUGCAUCUUGCAUCGUUCCACGACUCGCUGUCCCAGUCCCAACCUCCGGCACCAUCCUUCCCCUCCUCCCCGCCUAAAGACUCGGCACAGCUCCUCUCCCCCUCGUCGCCGUCACCAGGAUCCGUGCGCGCUGUCACCGCCGACACUGACGCCGACGCAACGCCCAUCGCCGAGUCUAGCUCCUCGUCCUUGCUCGGCCCUCGCCCACACUCUUUGGCGCAGUACUCCUUCAACGAGCAGACUGUAUCCUCGUCAUCCUCGUCAAGGUCGCUUGACCGGAACCAGCUCCUCUCCCCAUCCCCAAUCAUCCACGGUGACCGCACCGCCGCCGCCGCUGCCGCCGCUUCCGACAGCCCCAGCACCGACGUUCGUCGAGCCGCGAGUGUUUGCGACGACGUGUACACGCGCUCAGUCGCCGACUCGCCAUCUUCCAGCGCCAACGCCAGCGCAAGUCCGCCAGGGAUCUCUGUGACCCGGCCGCCAACAGGAGCUGCAGGUAGCGGUAGCGACCGCCGCGAGCUCGAGGCGCCAGAAGGCGUAGAAGGAACAGCGCCUCGCAAACCCUUGUUCGUGAACCCCGACUCCACCACCACCACCACCUCGUCGUCCACCGCCGCGCUCGGAUCCCUCCCCCUCCUUUCUCCCGUGUCUCCGCUGGACAGCAACUCGUUUGGCGACUUUUCAGGCUACUCGCACGACGACGACGGACCCGUUGCCGACCCCCAGCGCCCGUUAUCGUGGAACAUUGCAACCGCAGCUGCUCAAGCUUCUGCGUCAGGCUCGCGCCCAACAAACCUCUCGAUUGCCACGGGCCGCAACGCUGCCCGUGUCAUCUCGUCGCUCUCAUCGCUCUCGGUGAACAUUCCCUCGCCUCUGACGCCAACACACUCUGGUGGCAGCUUUGACCUCGCCUCGCCGCGUCUUCGCGAAAGUCCAGGUGUGCCCCGCCGACGCACAAUUGUCGAGCCCCACAUCCCCCACCUCGCCAGGAAGAGCGCGUCACCUGUCCGCGUGUCUCGUGUGUCAGCCGACGACGUUGUCCCCCCAUUUGUGAACGGCGAGCGUGCAGAGUACAGCCAACAAGAAAAAGAGCCCCAGCAGGUCUCCUUCCCCAUCCCCGGGUCGCCAUCACCUCAGUCCAAGCUUGUUCCUGGUCCUGCGCGCGCACUAGUUGCAUCGUCUGUCGAGUCUUCUGUACAGGCCGGUACCACUGGCAGCUUUGGGCUUGAAACAUCCGACGUUAGCUACUUGAGCGCUGACCCCAACGACACGACUGGAACCACUACACCAACUGCCGCGCGACCUUCUCCCUUCAUUGGAGAUAUCGGUAGUCCAGUGGACGGACAAGACGAGGCAACCUCACCCACCUCCCCCCUUAAGAAACGCUCUCUCCCGCGCCCUCCCAAGGCCGACAGCUUGGACCGAAUGUCCGCCGUCGAGACGAUACCGAUGCCCAUGCCUAUCCCCAUGCCGAUGCCUGCUGUGCCAUUGCGCCAACAGCAACAACGCUCUUCCACUGUCCAAUCUUCCUCUGUCACGUCACAGACAAUGGCUACUUCCCCACCAACAACAAUGACGGGACUGGGGCUGACAGGGGAACCCAUUUCCAUGCCGUUCCCCAAUGUGCGCCCGUCGCCAAACCGCUCCCCAGACAAGUCGCGGUCCCUGGGGACAUCACCAGGCGUCGACGCUGUCGAGACUUUCCCUCAGCAGCCAAAGUCGUCAUCCAUGCCCGCGCCCAUACCAGUGGGAUUCAACCCGGGCCACAAGCCAUCCAACUCGGCUUCCUACAUGCCUGCCAUCCCAGGUCUUGCGGACGCUGGGCCAUAUCCGACCGCAGCACCGCCCCAGAUCAGCGACACGCGCCGGUCCCUCGCCAUUCCCACCGGCGGUCCAGUUGCGCCGCCGAGGCAGCCGCCGCAGGGCCUGCGACAGCCCGAGGAAGUCUGUCUCGAGUGCAUGAUGCGCGACCGCGACCUCGCGGACAUUGAUGUUCAGGGCGAGGGAUGCUGGGAGCGCGAGUCGGACACUGGAUGGAGGGACCUCAAGGAGCGCGAGAACGAUGUCCUGCGCGCGUGGUCGUCGGACCACUCGCAGCAACUGUCCAUCUCGGCCAUGAGCCACGACGAGUCCAGCCGCGACUCCGAGUCCGUGUCCAGUCCCCGAUCCCACACCAGCGCGCUCGCCGAGGAGCAGCGCCAGGCUGCCUUGCGAAAGCAGAGCCGCGAGGCGCGCCGCGCCAAGCGUGACGAGCGCGAUGCGUCUAUUGCCCGUGUGGGCUGGCGUGGGUUCAAGUGGGAGGAAGGCGCCGGCGGUGAUGGCUUCCCCCGCGGAUUCCGUGGUACGCGUCCAGGCGCGUUGACCGAGAAGGGGAUCAAGAAUGUCAUGACAAUGUACCCUUCAGCUUCUGCUCUCCGCUACCAGAUCCUGCAGAGCUACCUGCGCGGACAGUACCGCAUGAUCCUCGAGAUCCGGUCCGAGGCACAGCGUUUGGGUCACUAUCCCGACCCCGAAGAGCCGUACUAUCCCGACUCGAACGAGACCAGCCAAGAGAAUGGAGUGGCCAGCAGCUCACGCCGCGGCCCAAGGCAGACCAGCAUCGACCACGGCGCGCCGUCCCUCAAGGCCGUGUCCGUCAACACUGCGCGCUCUGCUCCAGUUGCCCCUGUGCCGUCUCGAGAGCUUCUCGGCCUGCGCCAGAGCCCGUCCACUCCGGCCGGUCUCGGCAGUCAGGUCACGCAGCGCGCUCGUCCCAAGACGCAGUACUCGGAGCGUAACGUGGACAUGCCAGCCCUCAACAACCGGCCGUCGCUGUACCUCAGCACUGGACCUAGCCCACCUAGCCAGCUGUCGCCGACCCUCCCGCAGAACCGUAUCAGCCACUACAAGGCGCCCAGCGGCUCGACAAAGGGCCGCGACUCGCGGUACUACACCGACGACUGGUCAGACGACGAAGGUCUCUGGCCUCCUGCUUCUCCAGCAUCGGGCAACCUCCGUCCGUUCUCGUUUGCCGUUCGUGCAGGCGCUGCUCGCGGCGAGGGUAGCGAAGGCAGCCACAACCGUCGCAGCUUCUUUGGCCGGUUCGGUGGCAGUGUCACGAGUCUGUUUACGGGCUCGCAUGGUGGCAGUGGAAGCAUGAUGGACAUGCACCUCGGCCUCGAGGCUGAUCGCCGGAACCGCACGUCGUCGUACCAGGUCCACGAACCACCUCGCAUCAUGCCCUCGCUGUCGCCCGCGCGCCCUCCCAUGCCUGGUCGCCAGCAAUCCGUGGGAUCCUCGACGUAUGUGCCCAACGAGGAGCCUCCCGCACCGCUUCGCGAGCGUCGUGCACGUUCCGUCAGCACGUCACGCCUCACGCAGAUGUCUCUGUACGACGACUUUGAGGUUCCGAACAAGAAGAAGGGCAUCAAGGGCCUGCUCCAAAAGAUGAAGCCAAAGGGUAAAAAGGACCGGCCCGAGACGCUUGUGGUGCCCAACCACCAUACCGAAGAGGUGCGCGUUUCGUCGGCUGAGCUUGCCCCGCCUCCACCCAUGGCGUUCCUUGUCGGCCACAACCGCCAGCGCUCCGGGUCGAGCUCGUCCAUGGCCAACGACUCGCAGUCGUCGCUGUCGCCCCAAAUCAACUCGCCCAACAGCACGCUUAACACUACUCGUUCGGUCUCUGCACCCAUUGGCGGUGCCUCGUCUGGUGGCAGUGGCAGCGUGAGCCCUACAAGCUCCCGCUUCCAGAUGGACCAGGUUAUGACUCCCCCGAGCCAGCCGGGUCUUGGCCCUCCCCGUCGCCGCACUGAGCCUGCCCCCGAGCUCCCGCCCGGCGCCGACGCAGGCUUCAACCCCCAGCGCGGCUCCGUCAUGGAGAUGCUCACGGGCAGUUCGCACGCGAGCAACUCGAACGCCCUCGUCACCCCAGACACGCCAAAGUACGACGAGCCGCAGUCCAUCAACUCGCGCGAGUCAAUGUUUGCGUCCAACGGCGUCGACCGUGCUCCUUAUGGCACGUCUGCGUAUCGCCAGAACACCCAGCAGUCCGUGUCGAGCCGCUAUUCGGGCAACCUCGAGUCGCCAGACCUCAACUCGGCCUACCUCAUGCCGCAGGGCAACACGAGCCCCAACCGCCAAAAGAACCUGCCUCCUCUCCCGCCUGGGAUGGCGCCUGGGAUGAUUUCCCCCAACGGCCUGGCACCUGGCGACAUGUACGCCGACUUUGACAACCAGUCGAUCCAGCUGCGUGCGCGCAUGUACGACCCCAAGCAUAUGGGUGGCAACCAGCGCACGUCUGUGGCUGUCUCCGAGGCCCCAACCGUGCACCGUGCUGCCCUCCCCCCGUCGUCCGACUACUUCCCCACCGCGUCGCCGAGGUACCACCAGUCGUCUCUGUCGCAGCAGUCCAUGGCGUCCAUCACGCCGUCGAUGAACGGUCAGGCCAACGGCAUCAUCCCGACCCACCACCAGCAGCAGCAGCAACAGCAGCAUGCCAACGGCCCCAGCCCGCCAUACCUCCAGCCGGCACGCACGAUCCAGCCGCGCGCCAGCUUUGACUUUUUGUCGUCGGACAGCCGCGUGCGUCGCUCCACCGCCGUGUCGCCCAUCAACCUGAACCUGGGCGCCGAAGACCUGAUGGACUUUGACCAGCAGCAGUCCGGCCGCAACGUCCAGAGCAUGUACAUGCAGCGACCGGCCGCGGCAUCGACCGGCAGCUUUGGACGGUUCCUCAAGACCGAGAACCGCCACACGGUCGUCGACAGCGUGCCCCAGACUGCCGACAAGAAGGAGCGCAGGAGGGGCAUCAAGUCGAUCUUCUCAAAGGCAAAGUAA